AUGGCGAGGCUGCGGGAUUGCCUGCCCCGCCUGAGGUUCGCGAUCCGGUCCCUGCUCUUCUGGUCCCUGGUCUACGGCUACUGCGGGCUCUGCGCCUCCGUGCACCUGCUCAAACUUUUGUGGAGCGUCGGCAAGGGACCCGCGCAGACCUUCCGGCGGGGCGCGCGGGAGCACCCGCCCCGGUGCUUGAACGACCCCUCCCUGGGUACCCACUGCUACGUGCGCAUCAAGGAUUCUGGGUUAAGAUUUCAUUAUGUUGCUGCUGGAGAAAGAGGCAAACCACUUAUGCUGCUACUUCAUGGAUUUCCAGAAUUCUGGUAUUCUUGGCGUCACCAGCUAAGGGAGUUUAAAAGUGAAUACCGGGUUGUGGCGCUGGAUUUGAGAGGCUAUGGAGAAACAGACGCUCCCAUUCACCGAGAGAGUUAUAAACUGGACUGUCUAAUUACAGAUAUAAAGGACGUUUUAGACUCCUUAGGUUAUAGCAAAUGUGUUCUUAUUGGGCACGACUGGGGGGGCAUGAUUGCCUGGCUAAUUGCCAUCUGUUAUCCUGAAAUGGUGAUGAAGCUUAUUGUUAUUAACUUCCCUCAUCCAAAUGUAUUUACAGAAUAUAUUUUACGACACCCUACCCAGCUGUUCAAAUCCAGCUAUUAUUACUUCUUCCAAAUACCAUGGUUCCCAGAAUUUAUGUUCUCAAUAAAUGAUUUCAAGGCUUUGAAACAUCUGUUUACCAGUCGUCGCACUGGCAUUAGCAGAAAAGGAUGUCGAUUAACCACGGAAGAUCUUGAAGCUUAUAUUUAUGUUUUUUCCCAGCCUGGAGCAUUAAGUGGUCCAAUUAACCAUUACCGAAAUAUCUUCAGCUGCCUGCCUCUCAAACAUCACAUGGUGACCACUCCAACACUACUACUGUGGGGAGAGAAAGACGCAUUUAUGGAGGUUGAAAUGGCUGAAGUCACAAAGGUUUAUGUUAAAAACUAUUUCAGGCUAACUAUUUUGUCAGAAGCCAGUCAUUGGCUUCAGCAAGAACAACCUGACAUAGUGAACACAUUGAUAUGGACAUUUCUAAAAGAAGAAACCAGGAAAAAAGAUUGACUUGUCUUUAUCUGC
Eptesicus fuscus (big brown bat) is the source of this 1104-nucleotide messenger RNA. It is a transcript of the gene EPHX4, whose product is annotated as epoxide hydrolase 4. Lineage: Eukaryota; Metazoa; Chordata; Mammalia; Chiroptera; Vespertilionidae. The record is from RefSeq and is a predicted model, not a curated record. Gene Ontology annotation, molecular function: hydrolase activity. The transcript is spliced from 7 exons. The coding region runs from base 1 to 1089 and encodes 362 amino acids.